CUUACCCAGUAGGCUAGUUUACCUAAAAGAUGACCAGAGCGAAGCAUCCACAUUAUGUGGAGAAAUAGAUGGGAGAUGUCCUUUUAAAAUGCGAAUGCGAAAUAAAUAUACCGCUGAAUUCAAAUAAUUAAUAGGCUGUGCAAAAAUAAAAAGUGUAUUGGGUUAAUGUGCUAAAACGUACUAGGAAUAGGAUGCAUUGUUGAGCUCUUUUGAAUGUAGAGGUGCCAGUUCGUAACUGCAGCUGAAGAUAGCCGUAUUAAGAAGACCGUUUUCCUCAGCGUUGUGCUUAUGAAGUCGACAUGAGUGAAAGUAAAAGAGAAAGAGAACAGAAGAGAAGACUACAGCAUUUCUUGUCUGACCUGGCAAUACUGGGAUCAUUACAGGGGUUUUGUUAUUUUCAGCCCUGGCUGAGGGGAAAAGAAGAACUAUUGCUAACUGUUGUCAAUGAAGAUCUGGGAUGGCGUUCUCCUGGCUUUCCAGUAUCAGUUGCCUCUUCCUUCACCAGCUCUACAUGUAGUAGCAGCUGUAGCCUGGCCAGCGACUAUGGCAGCUCCCCUUUACCUGGGGAAGGGCCUCAGCCCAGGCCUCAGCCUCCUGCGGCUUCCCGACAGCAGGCCACCAGAAGUACUGAUUCCCACCUUCUCCCAGCUUCGCCCAGUGAGAGGGAGAUUGCUGUGCCUGAAAUGAACUGCACCCUUUUCCUAUUGGCUGGUUAUGCUAAAUAUGGCCGGCCAUAUGCCUGGAUACGAUCCAAUCAUGAGCGCUUGGUUAACAUCGGAGGCAGUGAUUCGCUGGUCAAAGACACCCCUAUGAAGCUCAAGUCCAUUACAGACUGGGUUUUAACCUCUCAAGGAACAAGGGUGUGGGACAUAGUGAAUGAGUUGGUGGGUCUGUGCACAAUGCCCCCUCCAGACAAUCCUUUCUCUCUGGAUAUGUGCUACCUCCAAACCCUACCCCUGCCCAAGCGCUUUCUGGUCACUGGGGCCCUCCUUAACUUCCUAGAGAUGAUUGUGGUUCAAGGAAUUCGAGAGGAACCAUUCUAUGAUAUGGUGGUGGAGGAGAUUGAACCAUUGAGACGUAUGCAUUUCCAGAGUUUCACUGAAGUCCAGAAGCUCCGUGGUAUGCAGAGCGGAAGCCCCACGCUCCUAGAUGAGCGGUGUUUGACUUCCAGGGCCCAGUGUGAGGAUGACUGAACAUCUGUUAAGGAACACGUCUUGACGUAACAACUUUAUAAGAAAAUGUCAGCUAAUGUGAGUGCAGAUUGCACAGGGAUCAUGUGCUUCGAAGGGGAUUUUGGCUCUGUGUGCAUACAGGAUGAAGCCACAGGAGGGAACGCAACAGUGGAUUGAGUUGUGUGGCAAAACUGGGAAGACUGUCAUGCAAUUGCAUUCUGAAUCAGCAGAAAGGGUCCAGGGCUGUGUGCAGGGAGGCCUUCCAAGAGUGAGCUGCAGCAGUGCAGUCUGGAGAUGACAAGGGACUGGGCAAGCUGCUUAGUGCCAUCUCUCAACAGAAAUGGAUGAAUCCUUCUGAUGUUAUGAGAACCCUUCAGAUCUCAUGAACUCACAAAAAUGACCUUCCUGCAAAGCAUGAAAGCCAGCUGCACUUACAAGCCUAGAACAUGGGGGGAAAGGAAUUAAGAAGAUGCAGCCUUGCACGUUGCUACCAGCGCGCGGUAGUUCUCAGUUAGAGCUUUCUCCCGGCACGCACGUCAUCGCAAUUUGCGUAGCAAAUGGAAAACGGCGAGCUGCGCCCCCACAAAUUUACUCUUCAUCAUCUUCUUCAUCAUCAUCAUCAUCAUCAUCAUCAUCAUCAUCAUCAUUAUUAUUCUUCUAAAGCAGGUUUUAAUGUGUGCUACUGCGGUUAGUGACUAAAAUGUAAUGAAUAAAGCUCUCCUUAUUUGUCUCA
This is a messenger RNA of Electrophorus electricus (electric eel), 1905 nucleotides long. RefSeq lists its product as uncharacterized. NCBI's taxonomy places the organism in Eukaryota, Metazoa, Chordata, Actinopteri, Gymnotiformes, Gymnotidae. The record is from RefSeq and is a predicted model, not a curated record.